CGUAGAUGAAGCUACGGGCAGCCAUAUUAAGUACUGGCAACCGGCUAACCGGGUGAGGAGCCAGGCAGGUGCUGUUUACCCAACUUUCAAGUAUGUUUAGGGGCCCUCGGCUCUGGACGUGGUCUUUUCCCACAAGACCUUUGCUGCUUCUGAGAGACUCUCACCCGUCUGCUUUAUCCGAACAUACCUCCUCUAUAUGGCAUCAAAAUGUAAAGAAAAGAAGAUACAGAAGAGGCAGUGGGACAGAGGGAUUUUCACUCUCCACAAGCACUCUAUCCCCUUUAAGUGGACUUGCAUUAAGUUUGGAUUGUAAAAGUAAUUGUUCAUUUCAGAACCUGUGCUCCAAAACCAGUGUGUCUGCCUGUGAUCAAACCCGCACAGUUUUUCUUAUUGCAAAGGCUGAAGGAGUAUAUAAUCUGUGCAAGCACGCCACAGUGAAGGAUUUAGCUCUGAGCUCUUACCAUGACUGUUUAUCCAACUCAACCUCCCUUCAACCCCAAAGAAAACCUUGGGACAUAAGCCAACCUUCACUCAGUUUCACUAAUAAGACUCAGUGUAAUACUUCUCAAAGCAGUUUAUUUUACAGGCAGCCUUUCAGCUUGUCAGCACAUUCUCCCUGGAUUUUGAACCACAGCUCACUUUUACCCUCCAGUGUCUUGUUUCAACAAACCAGAGCUGUCCACCAGGCAGCCCCUCACCAAGCCAGUGCCUGGAGAGACUGUCUGUCCAUGCAGAAUGAAAUGAGAUGUCGACAGAGUCUGGGGCCCAACGUGAAGCUCUAUGAGGUGGAACGAGGGCGAAAAGGGGCCAGUCUGGGCCUGGAAAAAGGACAGGGGAGGUGGGCGUCUGUCCUGGUCUCACUCUGCUCUGUAGAGGAAGAGCCUGCGUUUCUCUUCACUCUGCGCUCUAGCACACUGAAGGGCAGACAUAAAGGAGAUGUCAGCUUUGCAGGAGGAAAGAGUGACCCGUUGGACAGAGAUGUGGUGGCCACAGCACUGAGAGAAGCCCGGGAGGAACUGGGAGUUAAUGUGGCAACAGAGAGGGUCUGGGGUGUCCUUAAACCUCUCAGAGACAAUUCAGGGAUGAUGAUUGCUCCUGUGCUCGCUAACUUGGGUCCCAUAGAGGAAUUGUCCUUCAAACCAAAUCCUGGAGAGGUAGAGGAGAUCUUCACCUUGUCUUUGUCGCACUUGUGCAACCCUCAGAACCGUGGUUACACACAUUUCCGCACUGGGGACAGGUACGGAUACACACUUCCAGUGUUCCGCAACGGAAAGCAUCGAGUGUGGGGCCUGACAGCCGUCGCCUUAGAACAAACCCUGAAACUCAUCAUCCCGUUGUAGCGACUGCUUUAGCCAAAUACGGCUGGACAGAAGCAUAUCUGUCACGCAAUUUACACAUCUGAUUGUAGACACAUGUAAAGUCAUGUAUUAUAAAUCUGUCAUGCCAGUUGAUGCUGUGAAUACGAAACUGAUAUUUUUAUAUUCACUGUCUUUCACUUUAGAAGGAAAAUACUUUGCUUAAGGAGGAGUUUCUUCUUAUGCACUUUCCAAGCCUCAGGCGUAUAAUAAUGUUUAUUGAUAGAUGAGAUUGCUGUGUCCAGGUCAGUGUUUGAAGCUGUCCUUUGAUUUAUGGAACAAAUAGUUACAAUCACAUAAGGCCAACAUUUAAAUAUCCCUGAUUUUUAUCGAUCUGUAUCAGUACAGUGGACUCUUUCUAUUUUAUUCACUGCUUUCUGUCCUCAUAUUUGCCAUCAUUUUAAUCAGUAAAAAGCUAAAGCAGUAAGUCAUUGAUACAUUUACCAUAUGAGUCUGUUAUAUUGUGUCAUGCGAAAAAUCUGGAUUUCCUGAGUGAUUUGUCACCUUUUUGUAUCCAAUUUGACCUAAUUUUAGAACAAAUCUGGACUGUUACAAACACUGCAGUGAUAUGAGCACAUUGUGGUGCACUGUUAAAUAAAGAACAUUGUAAAGG
Messenger RNA from Sphaeramia orbicularis (orbiculate cardinalfish), 1968 nucleotides. RefSeq lists its product as uncharacterized. NCBI's taxonomy places the organism in Eukaryota, Metazoa, Chordata, Actinopteri, Kurtiformes, Apogonidae. The record is from RefSeq and is a predicted model, not a curated record. Bases 93 to 1340 code for a protein of 415 amino acids. The transcript is spliced from 5 exons. Gene Ontology annotation, molecular function: coenzyme A diphosphatase activity.